CCCCUCCCCGUACCCGCCGGUCCGCUACCCCGGCGCCGCCGGCCCGGUGCUGCCCGCAAGCUCCCCGGACCCGAGAGGCCGCUGCACCGGCUCCACUCCAGAUGCUGCUGCUGCCGCCGCGGCCGCCCCACCCCCGGGCCUCCUCCCCCGAGGCCAUGGACCCACCGUCCCCCAAGGCUCCCCCUUUCCCCAAGGCGGAGGGCGCCGCCUCCACGCCCUCCUCGGCGGCCGGGCCCCGGCCCCCGCGGCUGGGCCGCCACCUGCUCAUCGACGCCAACGGGGUCCCCUACACUUACACGGUGCCGCUGGAGGAGGAGCCCCGCGGCCCCCAGCAGCGCGAAGCGCCCCCGGGGGAGCCCGGCCCGCGCAAGGGCUACAGCUGCCCGGAGUGCGCCCGGGUCUUCGCCAGCCCGCUGCGGCUGCAGAGCCACCGCGUGUCGCACUCGGACCUCAAGCCCUUUACGUGCGGCGCCUGCGGCAAGGCCUUCAAGCGCUCCAGCCACCUGUCGCGGCACCGCGCCACGCACCGCGCCCGCGCCGGCCCGCCGCACACGUGCCCGCUGUGCCCGCGCCGCUUCCAGGACGCGGCCGAGCUGGCGCAGCACGUGCGCCUGCACUGAGCCGCCCCGGCCGAGGCGCCCCGCGCG
Octodon degus (degu) is the source of this 647-nucleotide messenger RNA. Its product is annotated as zinc finger protein 580. The record is from RefSeq and is a predicted model, not a curated record. Gene Ontology annotation, molecular function: DNA-binding transcription activator activity, RNA polymerase II-specific; RNA polymerase II cis-regulatory region sequence-specific DNA binding. The transcript is spliced from 3 exons. Bases 102 to 620 code for a protein of 172 amino acids. Gene Ontology annotation, biological process: regulation of transcription by RNA polymerase II. NCBI's taxonomy places the organism in Eukaryota, Metazoa, Chordata, Mammalia, Rodentia, Octodontidae. Gene Ontology annotation, cellular component: nucleus.